UUAUUCAAACUGGAUUCAACAUUCUGUCGAAAUCACAUUCAAAUGGAGGGAGAAUCAUCAUCUUCUUCAUCUCCAUCAUUAUCUCCUCUUCAUCCAAUCCAUCCCCCAGCUUAUGGAAAUUUAAUCACAAUUCUCAGCAUUGAUGGAGGAGGUAUCAGAGGGAUCAUUCCUUCCACCAUCCUUGCUUUCCUUGAAUCCCAACUUCAGGAGCUUGAUGGUGAGGAUGCAAGACUUGCGGACUAUUUCGAUGUGAUCGCAGGGACAAGCACAGGCGGCUUGGUGACAGCCAUGAUCACUGCUCCAAAUGACAAUAAUCGUCCCCUUUUUGCCGCCAAAGACAUCAAAACUUUUUAUCUCGAGCAUAGCCCUAGGAUCUUCCCACAAAAGAGGGGCGUAUUCGGAUCAAUCAGAAGCAUGGUGAAAUUACUAACGGGUCCCAAGUACAACGGGAAAUACCUUCAUCGGAUAAUAAGGGAGAAACUCGGAGAGACCCGUUUGGGUGAAACCUUGACCAACGUUGUCAUUCCAACGUUUGAUGUGAAGCAUUUGCAGCCAACCAUUUUCUCCACCUAUGAGGUGAAGAAAACCCCAUCUCUGGAUGCUCGAUUGUCCGACAUUUGCAUCAGCACAUCCGCGGCUCCAACUUAUCUUCCGGCCUAUAACUUCAAGAAUCAAUACGAUGAAGGGAAUGUACGAGAAUUUAAUCUCGUCGAUGGCGGUGUUGUUGCUAAUAAUCCGGCUCUGGUUGCCAUAAGCCAAGUAACAAAGCAAGUCUUCGCGGGCGGCAAAAAUCAGGAUUUAUUUCCAUCUAAGACGAUGGAUUACGGCCGAUUCCUGGUGAUUUCAAUCGGUACCGGCACGGCGAAAGUGGAAAUGAAAUACAAUGCUACAAGCGCAGCCAAAUGGGGUGUUUUGUGCUGGUUGAUGCAUGGAGGUUCUAGCCCUAUUGUUGAUGUGUUUACUCAAGCAAGUGCUGAUAUGGUUGACUUUCACAGUUCUGUGUUUUUUCAAGCCCUUCAUUCUCAAGAUAACUACCUCAGGAUUCAAGACGACACACUUUGCGGAACAGAUGUUUCGGUUGAUGUCUCCACAAGGGAGAAUUUGGAGAAGCUUGUCAAAAUUGGGGAGAGCUUAUUGAAGAAGCCCGUUUCAAGGGUAAAUUUGGAGACUGGAGUUACGGAGCCGAUCGACAACGGUGACACAAAUGAGCAUGCUUUGAAAAAAUUCGCAAAAAUACUUUCCGACGAGAGGAGGCUCCGACAGUUAAAAUCGCCCUGCCAAACCGGAGAAUGAAAGACGCGGACUGGAUUUCUACCUUUCAGUGUCGCAUUAUGGCCCGUUCUAAUCAAACAGAGCGUGGAUGUUUUUACCAAUUCCAAUAUCUCGGAAUUUGAUCAUUUAUCUAU
This is a messenger RNA of Rhododendron vialii, 1406 nucleotides long. RefSeq names its product patatin-like protein 2. Gene Ontology annotation, molecular function: monoacylglycerol lipase activity; glycerophospholipase activity. Lineage: Eukaryota; Viridiplantae; Streptophyta; Magnoliopsida; Ericales; Ericaceae. The record is from RefSeq and is a predicted model, not a curated record. Bases 43 to 1293 code for a protein of 416 amino acids. The transcript has 7 exons. Gene Ontology annotation, biological process: lipid metabolic process.